CUUAAAAAAUGUUCAAGAUUAUGACAAAAAGAAAAGUACUGGUCGGCCGUCAUCGUCAUCCGAUCGUGAUAAGCGAGCAAUUUUACGUGUAGUUUCCAACUCGCAGUUAACAACGAAGCAAAUAAUGGAAAAUCUAGUGUUAGUGCCAGUGUUUCAAGUGUUCGCCGAGUUCUACUACCCUGCAAAAAUAUUAAGAGACUAAAACUGAAAAAGAAACCUUCGUUAACAACGAAACACAAAGCAGAACGUUUACGCUUUGCAAAGAAAGAAUGCAUUGGGGGAAAAAAUGAAGAAAGGUAUUAUUUUCAGACGAAAAAGAUUCAACUUGGAUGGUCCUGAUGGGUUCCAAUAUUAUUUUCAUGACAUAAGAAAAGAGACGAUAUCAGCAAUUCGACGACAAAUGGGAGGAGGCAGCGUGAUGAUUUGGACCGGCAUCGGUUAUUUCGGCAAGAUAAGUAUCAAGUUCAUCAAUGGGAGAAUGAAUAGUGUCCGAUACAUAAAUUUAAUCAAAGAACGAAUAAAUAAUCAUGCAGGACGCAUUUCUGGAACUGAUUACAUCUUUCAACAAGAUAAUGCAUCUGUAGCUUGCACGCUCCCCGGAUCUUAAUAUUAUUGAAAAUUGCUGGGCAGAAUUUGUUCACGGGGUAUAUGCGAAUGGAAAGCAGUAUCAACACGUACAAGAAUUAAAAAAUGCAAUUGUACGCGAAUGGGUUACGUUAAGUCAAAAUUAUAUCCAGAAACUAUAUAAAUCGAUACCAAAUCGUAUAAUAAAAGUAACAGAAAAUAAACGGGAUGUACCUAUUAUUAACGUUAGAUACCAGUGGUGCACCAUCCGGGGGAUUUGUCAUCGGGAAUAAUCAUUGGUUAGGAGACCAAUAUACUUGCAAGCUUUUCUCUGAAAAUCAGACGGCACAUCUAUCGGAGAAAAUACGAAAGAACAAUUCGAUAUACCGGAACCCGAAUGAAGAGUAUUCAUCUUUUGAGUUUCGUUUCUUUAUUGCACGUGCGCGGCACAAUAGCACUGUGCAAUAUCAUAUAGAAGUGGAAGACGAAGAUUUGGUCACGCUUGGACUUUGCUUACCGGCGUCCUGCAGCAUAGGCGAUGUUGCCACUAUGCUUGAUAAAGUAUUUCGUAAUGAGACACUUUUCAUUGGAAAGCUUUUUAAUAUACACUUCCAGUUAAUCGAAGUCUCCGAUUUGGUGGAUGAUCAUCAAUGGCUACUCUCUGCGAAAAUGAUCUCCAUCAUAGGAGUUUUGCUAUCGUUGUGUACUACCGUAAUAGCGGCCACAGUAUAUGACGUUUUCGUUCAUCGAAAGCGUUUAAAUAAAGAAAGGGAAAAGUUUACGUUCGAAAGUGACAACGCGAUAGAAUUGGAGAACGUAAGAGAAGAGAAACGCGAAACCGACAAUGAGGAACUGGCACCCCCCGAAUCGAGGCAGCUGAAUCGUAUCAGCGAACGUCUUCUAUGUUUUUCAUUCCUCAACAAUGUAGAAAAAAUAUUUAAACCGGAAAAGAAUGGUGAUAAUUUGCGAGUAUUUUAUGGCUUGAAAACGUUGACAAUGAUAUGGAUUAUUGUGGGGCACAUAGUGUUCUAUGCAUUUUAUGUUCUGAGUAACAGAUGGCUUAUAUAUAUAAUGGCUCAAAAUGUACUCUUUCAAAUUGUAUCCAACUUCACAUUAUCGGUGGAUGCAUUUUUCUUCAUGAGUGGUUUUCUGUUGUCGUACACAUUUCUGAAGGAACGACGAAAAUAUCCGAGAAUUCCGCCUAUAGCAAAAAGGAUGAACGAAUUUUUUCAAAAGAUUGUCAAACGAUAUAUAAGGCUUACACCUGCAUAUUUCGUCGUUAUAUUGAUAGCAAUAUUGAAUUUUACCUGGCAUGAUCAUGUCUCAGCGAUUCUUCCCUUUGAGCAUCCAAAUGUUAUGUGUUCCAAAUAUUGGUGGACUAACAUACUUUACAUCAACAACUUCUAUAGGUGGGAUGAGCUAUGUCUCACAUGGAGUUGGUACUUGCCCAAUGAUAUGCAGUUCUUCGUAUUUGGCAGUUUUCUUCUAACUUUAUCGAUCACGCAUUACAAUAUUGCCGUGGGUAUAGGCAUUGUUACGCUAGUUUCAUCGAUAGGAUCACUAUUUUAUACGGGAUACACUCUUAAUUACCAGCCUACAUUGGACGAACAAUAUAAGACGCUGACAUACUUUUAUAUACGACCGUGGUGUAGAAUACCGCCAUAUCUCAUAGGAAUGGCCACAUGUCACCUUCUUGCAAAAUGGAAUUACAAAUUGCAUUUAUCAAAAAAAACCUUAAUCGUCGGUUGGUCCUUGGCAAUUUUAUGUAAUUGUUCGAUUCUCCUCGGAGUCACGAACAAGAACAUAUCCUUAGGUCUCUCCGCUCUUUAUUUGGCCCUCAGUAGAACAGGCUGGGCAGUAGGCAUUGCCUGGCUUGUAGUUGCAUGCACCACGAAUAACGGCGGUAUCGUGAAUAAAAUCUUAUCGCUGGAUAUUUUCGUCCCUUUAGGUAAAUUAACGUAUGGCGCUUAUCUCAUACAUUGUAUUAUUAUUUAUUUGUUAUAUUCUUCAAAUAAUUAUUCUCUCUUUUUCUAUUACACCAAUACGAUCUGUACUGUAAUCGCAAUGAUUAUAUGCAGUUUCACUGCUGCUAUUGUUCUAUCCGCAACAACGGAAAUGCCGUUUUUAUCACUCAUCCGAUUGUACAAUAAUGUAGAAAGAAUGCAAAAAAACACAUGCUAAUACAUAUUUGUAAGCACCUCAAUUAAUAAACUAAUGAAAUUAC
Messenger RNA from Bombus terrestris (buff-tailed bumblebee), 2788 nucleotides. RefSeq names its product nose resistant to fluoxetine protein 6. Bases 793 to 2745 code for a protein of 650 amino acids. Gene Ontology annotation, molecular function: acyltransferase activity, transferring groups other than amino-acyl groups. NCBI's taxonomy places the organism in Eukaryota, Metazoa, Arthropoda, Insecta, Hymenoptera, Apidae. The record is from RefSeq and is a predicted model, not a curated record. The transcript has 13 exons.